AUGUCAACAGCAGUCCCCAUCAAGAAGCCGCCAACGCGGCCCCAGAGGCCGGUGGCGAGGCUGGACAGUAUCAAAAACCCUCAGCCUCGUCCACCUCCGGGGCCUAAAAAAUUUCAAUCUCAAGAAUGUCCUAAUCCAGAUUGUAAUGAGAAAAAGGGGGUCGAAGAAGACGGCAAGCUAAUUUGCAGUGCAUGCGGAUCUGUAAUUGAUGAGCUGUCCAUGGUCUCCGAAGUCACCUACGGUCUUGCAACCGGCGGUCAACAUGUUGUCCAUGGUUUCCACGUUGGUGCUGAUCAAGCGUUUGCAAGUAGAGGAGACGUGGUCGACAAGACGAGAGCCGCCACCAGCCAAGAUCUGACGGCACAAUAUGGCCACAACCACAUUGUCAGAAUCGGUACAACAUUGCAGAUGAAUGCCCAGAUCAGAGACCACGCCAUGCAGAUCUACCAGUUGGCCAUUGGUCCCUGCGGUUUCAUUCAAGGUCGUAGGAUUAAGAGUGUUGCUGCAGUCGCUCUAUAUAUUGCCUGCCGAGUUCAGACCCACCCCAACACCUUCAUGCUGAUUGAUUUCUCGGAUAUUUUGGGGCUCAACGUCUUCAACCUUGGUCAUGUGUAUACCAAGUAUCUUCAAUUUCUUGCUCUCAAUGGCAAUGGCUUUAUCGUCCAGCCAAUCAAUCCUGAAGACCUUAUUCUUCGUUUCGCUCAGCGUCUCGAAUUUGGAUCUGAAACCAUGCGUGUCGCUAAUGACGCGGUCCGUAUCGUCCAACGUAUGAAUCGUGACUGGAUGACUCCUGGUCGUAGGCCAGCCGGUGUCUGUGGGGCUGCCUUGAUAUUGGCCUCACGCAUGAACAAUUUCCGUCGAAGCGUUCGAGAAGUGGUUUUUGUGGUCAAAGUGCAGGAGCAGACCAUUUUCAACCGCCUCGACGAAUUCAAGGCUACCGAGAGCGGUGCAUUGACUGUUGAAGAGUUUCGAACCAUCGAUCUUGAGCGUACAGCUGACCCACCAGCAUUCACACAGGACAACGAUGGUAAGAAGAAGCGCGGUCGAAAACCGAAGCAGAUCGACGCCAAUUUUGGCGAUGAUGGGGAUGGAGUCGAACCAACAGUGAUUUCGUCAAGAGCAACAUCCACUUGCCCAUCGGAAACCAACGGCCAAUCAAACACUCCAGCAAACACGCAAAACCAAGCUCAGCUUGACAGCCAAAGCAUGCCACCUCCACCGUUGCCCAUCGAUCCCAGUCUACUCGCAGCAUCUCCUCAGCGUUCUUCCCAAAAAGACUCGUCUCCGGCACCAGGAAAUGUGACCUCUACCCUUGAAGGGUCUGCAGUUGAAAUCUCUGGCGUCAAAGCAACGACCGAAACUACAGCUAAACGCAAAAGAGGGCGCCCAGCAGGAGCUAAGAACCUGAAAACGCCCCCAGCUAGUCAAACCUCCGACAACUCAUCCUUAAAUGCCAACGAUCCGUCACUUGGCUCUGAUAUUACUGCUGCACUUACAAACCCUAUGGACCUUGACCAUGCCACGGCUCUCACCUCAGCCCUCGAAUCCGCAGCUGAUCCACCCUCUCCUCCAGCAACCCAGCAAAACCUUCCCGUCAAGUCUCGCUUCCCCAUCCCGGACACAGAAAUGAUCUCCGACAGCGAAUUUGCGGAUGAUCCCGAAGUGUCCAAUUGCCUCCUAACGCCUUCCGAGGUUGCUAUCAAAACCCGUAUCUGGACGCACGAAAAUCGAGACUACCUGCGUGCCCAAUGCGCCAAGAUCCUCAAACAACAACUCGCCGAGGAGAGUGGCACUGCUCGAGUCAUUAUCCGUCGGCGACGACGCAAAAAGCGAAUAGGCGAUAUGACUGCGUAUAUCGGAGAAGAUGGGCAAGAGGGAAUGCCUGUGGCGGGCAGUCCCCAGGAGGCAGUCAUGAAAAUGAUGGGGAAGCGUGGAUUCAGUAAGAAAAUUAAUUAUGGAAAUAUUGCGAAUACCUAUGGGGGCAGCUCGAGCAGUACGAGUAGGAGAGGGAGUGAUGCGAUCUUGGCUGGCAGUCCUGGGAGUGGAGUGGAGAUGUCGGGGGCGUUGCAAGUUGCGAGCCCUGGGAGCAAGAACGGAGCCGUUGAUGCUGAAAAGGAGGAGGGCGGGGAUGGUGAAGAAGAUGCUGGUGAGGGUGGAGGGACUGCCAAUCCAGACGAGCAGAAGGCGCUUGACAGUAUCGCAGGGGAGUUGGAAGAGGAAGGGAUUAAUGAAAGCAGUGAUGAAGCGGACGAUGAAGAUCCUUAUGGCAACGACGAGGGCAAUGUGGUCUACGAUUCUGAUUGA
Letharia columbiana is the source of this 2304-nucleotide messenger RNA. RefSeq lists its product as uncharacterized. Gene Ontology annotation, molecular function: RNA polymerase III general transcription initiation factor activity; TBP-class protein binding; RNA polymerase III type 3 promoter sequence-specific DNA binding. The record is from RefSeq and is a predicted model, not a curated record. Gene Ontology annotation, cellular component: transcription preinitiation complex; nucleus; transcription factor TFIIIB complex. The coding region runs from base 1 to 2304 and encodes 767 amino acids. NCBI's taxonomy places the organism in Eukaryota, Fungi, Ascomycota, Lecanoromycetes, Lecanorales, Parmeliaceae. Gene Ontology annotation, biological process: transcription by RNA polymerase III; DNA-templated transcription initiation; transcription preinitiation complex assembly. The transcript is spliced from 3 exons.